GGGUGGUGGUGGCGGUAUUUCUAAACUUUAGAAAGUAUGUUUGCAAAAUCACGACAGGAGGAGAAUGUCAAAGAUGAAAGUGCAGGAUUUGCCAACUGAAGUGGUAUAAAAUUCAUUGCUGGUUAUGUCUGUUUCAUGAGGAGCCUGCUAGUGACUAGAUGGCUUCAAAGAAAAUUCAAAGAAUUGGACUUCCUAAGAGUGUGGAGCUUAGUUUGUUGAAGUGCAAUGUGAUUACAUGUCAUGAUCUGCUUUGCAAGAAUUCCGUAGAGUUGCUGUCCAUUCUAGGUGUUGGUUUAAGACAAGUGGAAGAGACGGUACUUGCUGUCAGUGAAGCUUGCACCCCUAGAGUCCAAACGGCCCUACAGCUGAAGAAGAAGAUCAAUACAGACCGGCCUAGUUUCAUAAAAACGUCUCUCACUAGCUUAGACACUGCUCUGCAUGGAGGACUUCCCGUAGGCACCAUUACAGAGAUUGCAGGCCCGUCUGGAUGUGGAAAGACUCAGUUCUGCAUGAUGCUAGGUGUGCAGGCAACGAUGGGAGCAGACAGGGGCGGCUUGAACGGAGCAGUUGCUUACAUCGAUACAGAAUCUGCAUUCAGUGCCACAAGAUUGGUGCAAAUUGCAAGAAGCAAGUAUCCGCGGUAUUUCACGACUGAUGAGAUGUUCAUGAGACUUGUCAACAAUGUGCAUAUUUAUCAAGAGACCACUUGUAGUUCAUUACUGAACCGACUUGAAACAUUUGAAGAAGAAAUGAUAACGAAGGGAAUCAAAUUGAUCAUAGUUGAUUCCAUUGCAUCUUUAGUGCGGAAAGAAUUUGACAACAGGCUAUACGGAAACCUGCUUAAACGGACAAAUCUUCUAGCAAAACAGGCAGCAAUUCUUAAAAAUCUAGCCGAGAAUUUCUCCAUACCGGCUCUUAGUAUUUUUCUCAUUACAAAAUCAACUCCUACCUUCAUCCUAAGGCAAAGCAUAUCACAUAGAUGUAAAAUAACAUAAAAAAUGAAGCCAACCUCAACAAGGUGACUCUGGGCCAAAUUUGCUAAAGUGUAGUAGUAGCCGAAAAUCACAAUAUGCCGAUUCCAAAGCUUGAUCCUCCUGGACAUAUUGGCUAUGUUCUCACACGGCAGCUAACGGUUUAAGCAGAAUCCGAAGAUUCCGAUCCAGAUACCAAGUAUAUGAUGAUCGAAUCACUGGCCAAUAAGAAACUGGAAAUCGUAAAUGUGUACGUGUGAUUGGUUGAUAAUAGGAACGCGCUCAACUUGCCAACCGAUAGCGCUUGCUAACCGUUAGCGGUAUCCGGAUGUUCUCACACAGGUGCUAACGGUUAGCUCCCGAUCCGGAUACUAGGGCUCUCGUGAGAACCAGGCUAUUAUUUUUUUCCCAACAUGAGGUUAGUGAAUAGUCACUAACUACAUAUCACAGACAGACUAACCAACGAGUGGUGAUAUUCAGGUACAAGUUGUACUAAAGGUAAAGGUUGGAGAAUAAUAGAUAAGUUGCAGCGCCAGACAAUAAUUUAAAACGCAGCCUAUCAUCAUACAGAGGUGCUAAAUUAUGGAAUAAACUUAGUGAUGACCUGAAAAACUCAAAUACAAUUUCUAAUUUUAAAAUGAAAAAAUAGAAGUAUUACAGUUAAUGAUGUAGUGUACAGUAUAUACUGUAGCCUUGCUGUUGUGUUGACAGUCAUUUCUUCAUUUGGUUUUUUUUUCAUGUUGGAUGCUUUGGGGUUGCCAAACAUUGUAUAGGAACUUUGUUCCUUUGUUAUUGUUUUUGAGGAAAUUAAAAUAUUAUUAUUAUUAUUUAAGAUAAUUCAGUUAUAAUUAAUGUUAAGUUUCAUUCUGUAAUGUGAUUUUCUUUUGUAAUUUGUAUAUUUUUACCAUUUUAUUUUAAUUUCUGUUUUGUUGAUUUGCACAAUGUCUUUUACGGCCUUGUUGAAAAACACCGUUGAGGUGAACAAGUAUUUCCGUAGUUAAAUAAAGUUAUUAUUAUUAUUAUUAUUAUUAUCUUCUAAUCCCAGGGUCCUGGGUUUGAUUCCUGUAACAACAGGACUUUUUCUCACUGCUAAAAACUUAUAAGCCUUAUGAAGAGACUUCACUGAUAAAAGCAUCACAUUACUUGGUUUAUUUAAGAGGGCCCUGAAUAUCGGCUGGCCUUCUUGGAUUAAGCUAGAAUGAUUCACCCUCUAUAAAUAUGGUUAAAAACAUUUUUUUUAAAUAGUAAUUUUAUUAUAGAUUUUGAAUGAAUUUGAGUGUGGUAUUUUUGCAUCUGUUAUUCUGUGAGAAACAUAUUUUCUUUGUGAAAAUUUUUAUUUCAAAGCUAACUACCUAAAUAUGCAAAGCAAUUGAAAUGUUGAAUUUUAUCUUUCAAUUUUAUUAGCUAAUCACAGACAAUAUCUUGAAAUCAUGACCUAGAUAGAUUCAAAUUAAAUCAUGAAUUCUCAUGGAAAAUAAUCGCAGAAUGAAUUUGUUUCUCAUUCGCAAACUGUUUUGUAAUGUCUCUGGCAUUCGAUUAUUUAAUGGUAUGCUUUUAUUAAAAUGGAUAUUUUAGUGAAUGCGUAAUAAAUGUUACCGUUUCCUUGCCUAAUCCCUUAAUGGGACCGAGAGAGAGGUGUGAUUUUGUCUCUGCUUUAAAUGCUCUGUAAGACUUCUUAAUACAUGCCUUGCUGUGGCAAAAACCACCUCUAUUCUACAUAUGUUUAUGUUCAGUAUUUAAAAAAAACUAUAUAAUACUGCUAAAUAUAUAAAAACAUAAACACUUAAUUUAAAAUAAACAAAUGUUUAACCACUUAAAGCAAUAUUUUGAGAUACAGCAUACAAUUUGUUAUCUCUUAAUAUAACAUAAUAGAAUAUAAUAAAGUCAUAAUUGAGAAGUGUGAUCAUUAUUAACAUGCAGUUUAUAUUAAAAUUAAUAAUAUAGGUGGGAAUACUAAAGUAUAUUCAACUUUCAAUUCUUAGCUUAAGUUUAGCUUUAGGUGUCAUUGUUUACCUAGGAGUAUGUGUAACAUAAGCUCAGAUUUAUCAGUGCACUAUGUUAAUUUCCAAGUGAUACUAUCUUUGUUUUUAUUAUUAUUAUUUUUGUUGUUGCGGUCGCAAAAGUAAUCCUAAUCAUUUUCCUUGUGGACUGUUCCAUAAUGGCUCAAAUAGUUAAUAAAUGAAUUGAGCUAAUCUCAAUGUGGGCAAGGAUUUUAACGUUGGUAGUAAUAUCUUAAAUGAUGAAUUGUAGUGGCCACUUACACUAGUCAUUUAUGUGAUCAUUUUCAAAUGGAGCCAUAAAUCAAUUAAGAUGUGUAAAAUGAUUGGUAUGUGAUUCAAUUAGCUAAAAUCUCAUGCAUCAGGCUGAGUUCACUGGUUGGAUAUCACCUGUGUUUGUAUAGUGUUAAGUGAAAUGUUUGUCCUUUCGUGUUGAUCCCUGUAGGCUAUCCCUCUAGACUUUAAUCGAAUUGAUCGCCGGAGUUGCUGGUUCCGAGUAGGUAUCGGAGUGCUAAGAGCGUAUGAAACCCUAUAAUUGGUCAAGAUACACGCAGCUAGUCACGACUGGUAUACUUUAGUAAUUAAGCUGUGGUUAAACACAAGAAUGACAUUUUCUGAGUCUAAACCAUCAUCUGAUGUAGGUCUGAGUACAAUUGUGUAUAGUUAUCUCAGUCUGGUCCAGUCAUACCAACAACCUUUGUGUUUAAAUUCUGUACUGCCCUUUGAUUACUGUACAUUAUGUCAAGAUUGUGCAAAAUUCCAGGAUUUAAUUUUUUGCAUUUAUAACUUCAUUCUUCCUACUGGGAAGUCUUAAUGUAAAGCUAUAUACAUGUUAAUCAAAUUUUUCUUGACAAAAACUGUUGUAUGCCCAUAUAUAGUCAUGAUGUCCCUAUAUAUGGUCAUGAUGUGAUGUCAUUAUGACCAUAUUUAGGCAUGUAACAUUUUUUUGUCAAAUAAAAGUUGAUAUUCUUGACAAAGCUUAAAGUGUUACAUAGAUUAUUGCAUUUUUGAAGUAAAUAUU
Messenger RNA from Anneissia japonica, 3989 nucleotides. RefSeq names its product DNA repair protein RAD51 homolog 2-like. Gene Ontology annotation, cellular component: Rad51B-Rad51C-Rad51D-XRCC2 complex. Gene Ontology annotation, molecular function: ATP-dependent DNA damage sensor activity; ATP binding; DNA binding. NCBI's taxonomy places the organism in Eukaryota, Metazoa, Echinodermata, Crinoidea, Comatulida, Comatulidae. The transcript is spliced from 8 exons. The record is from RefSeq and is a predicted model, not a curated record. Bases 159 to 995 code for a protein of 278 amino acids. Gene Ontology annotation, biological process: double-strand break repair via homologous recombination.